Molecule: messenger RNA, 3860 nt
Organism: Pseudovirgaria hyperparasitica
Lineage: Eukaryota; Fungi; Ascomycota; Dothideomycetes; Acrospermales; Acrospermaceae
Product: RNB-domain-containing protein
Exons: 3
Coding region: 129-3458 (1109 amino acids)
Biological process (GO): mRNA catabolic process
Cellular component (GO): exosome (RNase complex); P-body
Molecular function (GO): 3'-5'-RNA exonuclease activity; RNA binding
Source: RefSeq, a predicted model, not a curated record
GUUAUAAUACGUCUUUGUCUUCCCUUCUCCAUCUUCCGUAUUGAUAUUCAGCGUGUUUCGUCUACGAUUGCUCAACAGGCUACGGUAUGCCUGUUUCAAUAAUUACCUAGGGAGCUACAACCUCUGCCAUGUUGAGCCCUAGUAGUGAGUUCCCAAGGUUCUGCUGGGCCUGCGUUUCGAGAACCGUCGUCUCUACGACAGCUGGCCUACAAAAGAGCGCAUAUCGCUCGAGACGAUUGCUACAGAGCCGGGCAAUUACGACGUCCCCAGAACGUGGGCGAAGACCUACACGCUUGCGCAAAUAUAACUCCUCCUCGACCAUACCAAAAUCUCAGCCUGCGCUCGCGUUCAGUCAAUCCACAUCGCUGGCACAGUCGACGCACGACCAAUCAACGCACAACCCCAAAGGUCCGCCCCCGCAAGGAAUUCGCGAUCAAUUGAAGCUAUGGCAAGAACAAAACGGUACGCCGAAUGCGGAGGAAUGCCUCGAGAAUCUCAUUCCUGCGCUGGGCGAUGCGAAUGCAGCGGCCCAAUUAGGUAUGGAAGAAGAAGCCGCAGACGAGAGAGACGGAUACAUGGCAAUAAAUUAUGACCCGGACGAGGUAGAAGAUAUCUAUGGCUCUGGUCUAAGUCUUGCCUCAAAAGUACAGCCUGGUGAUCUAUGCAUGCUUCCUAACAAGAUUCGAUCCCCCGCCAAUGAUCUUGUUGCGGCCAUAUACGUGUCCCCAGGAGAUACAGGCCAUGGCAAAUUUCUGAAUUCGAAGGGGGCGAUCAUAGAUUGCUACCUCGGUAGUAUCCUACUUCGAUACCCUGCAUUCGUCAGCCAGGAUGAAGUGAUGAAAGUCAAGUCAUGUAUGACCAUCAUGAAUCAGUCUUCAGUAGAUGCGCCGAAUACGCAUUACCUAGACGUCCAGAAGAAAGACACCUCCCAUGUUUCUCUGACAGUCUGCGCUCCCAUGCUUGAAGCGCUCUCGGCGUUUAGACAAAGAUAUCUUGACAUCUACCGGGAACACCACCGCCGACUGGAUUUUGCGUACGAACUUCUCGCACAUCCUACUGAAGACAAGAUCUGGUCACUUGAUAAGGCUAUCAAGUAUCUGUUGGAAGAACAUGCAGACAACAGCUUUGAGCAACUCUCCGCAGUUCAUCUAGCACUCGAAAGAGCAGGCUCGGGCAUUGACUAUUCGUAUUCCACCUUCAAUAUGACACAGCAGUAUUAUGUUAAAGCGCAAGCAAAUUUGACCGAGAUAGAAACCGUUAUAAGCUGGAUCCGCAACUACAAGACGUGGCGUGCUUCUCAGGCUUCAGGAAACAAGUCACAAUUAGCCCCUCCAGGGGUAUCAAUCAUUGAAAGGUUCGUCACCAAAGCCAAGGGGUUGGUCUCUCAUAGUCGUUCAGUAAGGUCACCUUCCAAUAUAACCUUCGGUGCCGUCCCGAUUUUGGGUGGGCUGGGUCCGAGCAAACUCAGACAGACAGCGAACAAACCUUUGCCGGUAGAAAGAGGCGUUGUAAAGGCCACUUUUGACAGCAAUGAACGCCUCAUAAUCAGAGCGCUACGUUCGUACGCUGUAGAACGAUCAACCUACGCAAAACAAGAUAUAGCAGCUCUCCUACCGACCCUGAUGCACGAAGUUGGGAGGUACGAUGGCCAUAAUAUUGGGGUCGCUACGGUGUUCUUAUUCCUCCAAGAAAUUGGAGUUUUAACAACUUACGAGGAUCACCACAAUUUCACACCGAGUCUUAUGCUGCCCGGAUAUGGUUAUUCAAAUCUGAUUGAUAGUGCGUCUGCCAGUGCUUCUCAUCCAGAGAUGCACGAGAAGGACCUGGUCGAUACGAUGGCAGAUCUGCGAAAGGAUUGGGAACAGCUCCCUGUUUACUGCAUCGAUGACGCAUCAGCUUCAGAGAUUGACGAUGGCAUAUCGGUGGAAGUAAUCGAGGGAGGAGCGACUGCACAGUGGUGGCUUCAUGUGCAUGUAGCCAACCCGACGGCCUUCAUACCAAGAAAUCAUAUUCUGGCGCGACUGGCAGGCCACUUGAUACAGACUGUAUAUUCUGGGUCGCACAGUGUGCCAUUGUUGCCCAAAUGGGUUACACAAGGCUGGUUCAGUCUCCAGUCGAAUCGACCGGUUUUGACUUUUAGUGGCCGAAUUGAUAGCAGUGGAACGAUUCUGGAGAGUAAGGUUCAACCUGGGAUUAUUCGGAACGUCAUCUUGACCACGCGCCAUGCUGUUGACGAAACUUUGGGCGGGCACCCAAGCAUUUUUCCAAAUAAAUGGACUGUUGGCGGCGCACUUCCAGAGAUUAAGGUAACGCGUCCUUUGCAGACAAAGUUCAGUCCUUCUCAAGUCAAAGAUCUGCAGGCUUUGUGGAACGUCGCUGAAGCCCUGGACAAGGCCACUCAAAACCAAAGCAAGCAAUUCCAGAGGUCCACCUUCGUCAAUUGUGAUCUGUACUCGAUAAACGUUUCGUCAAGCACUGGACAGCCAUUGCCAAACUCAUCAACACAGCCAGACAGAGCAAUAUUCUCGCAGGGGGACCCGGUAAUUGAAAUGCGUUCAAGGCCAUGGUCUACGCAAUACGCCCCUAUUGGCGACGGAGACAAGGGCCAUGUUGCAAAAGCCAUCGUUGAGACAAGUAUGGUCGCCGCAUGUACCAUUGGAGCACGCUGGGCACGGGACCGGAAUGUUCCGCUGUAUUUUCGCGGCACACAUCCAUAUGCGGAUCAGGAAAAGUUCCAACGCUUUGUCAAAAAUGUAUGGGAGCCUUCGCUUGAUGAGAAUGGGAUUCCACCUUUACAUGUUUCAGUCAAGUCAACGGACUUUAUUGGGCGAACAUACAUAUCGACCACACCAGUCUUUCACGUUGGUCUAAACGCAGACGCAUACACUCAUGUGACAAGCCCGCUUCGUCGGUAUGCAGACAUGAUAGCGCACUGGCAAAUAGAAUCCGCGCUCCGAGCAGAAGCUAGAGCUGGCAAAAGUCUCGCCCAGAUGCCCGCAGCAGUGACGGGUCUUGCCUACAGUCAAGAAACGUUGGAGAGUGGACUCGUCCGCGUCGCGGCUCGCAUUAAGCAGAUAUCGAUGCUGAAUGGUGGAUAUGGAAAAUUUUGGAAAAGGGAAUUAGUGCGGCGCGCGCUUCACUUCAACGAGUGUCCAGAGUUCCCACGUAUUGUAACGUGCAUGGUCAUGACGAACUUGAUAACAGUUCAGAAGAUCCAGGUCUCCGUCAGAGAAUUUGAGCUUCACGCAAGCAUGAUGGACCCUCGAUGCGACAUCAGUCGGACGGUUUAUCCCAAUGUUGAUCAAGUCAGGCCACAAGCUGGAGAUAUAUGGGAAUGCGAGAUUGCUCGAGUUGAGCAAUACUCUGGCUUGAUCACGCUGACUCCGAUCCGGCUGAUCGAGAAAUGGAAGCCGGCACGGGAAGGAUUCAACGGGGACGAGUUCUUCAGUGACAGCUAGUUUUGCCGGAGCGGACAUGGCCUUCGGUUUUAUAGCCAUGGCGUCGGAGGCAUGUCUUGCAUGCGCUCGAGCAUUGUUGCUGGUGUUGUAAAUAAUUGUACGCCAUAGGCCGCCUUGUAUAUACCAAACACACUACUACUGCAUGGCCCACAUGUGCGAGACGAUCAACAUGCGAACACAUCUGGUGAUCUGCGACAGGUGUGAAACUUAUGGCAAGACCAGAUGUUUAUUGGAUACAGUAAGCGACGUACAAAGAUGUCCAGUAGUAAGUAUCUCCUCAGACAGGGUUUGUGGAAGGUUCCGAGCGAUCAGUAGUAUGCAACAUUGCUACUCAUACGAUCAAUUAUUGCAACAUGACGUAGAAGGCUGAGCGCCUGCGUACGUAGCACUGCAUGUUCAUUG